UUCGUAUACAAAUGGUAUAGACUCGCUUCUCUCUCUCUUGCCCGCAUCGCCUUUUGAAGGCUUUCUCAUGUCUUCAUGAAUUCCAUCCUUUCUUUCUCUCAAACCCUAGAUCAGGGCAUGGCCGUCGCCUCUGAAAUGAAGGAGAAGAUCGAGUCCCCGCACUCCAUGGAGCUCGCUCCUUCUUCGCCCUUCCCAUCAUAUUCCAGUGCCGAUCCUGACGCUAUUGUCGAUCCCAAUCCCGAUCCCGAUCCCGAUCCCGAAACCUCCUCCCUCAUUUCCGCCGCAGCAAUGCCAGGAGUCGGCGAUCUCUCAGACCGGAGGGAUCAAUCCGAUCCGUCCACUAACCUGCCCGGGGAUGACGAAAUCCAAUCUCAAUUGGCGUUGAGAAGUGAAGAGUAUCGAUUACUGUUUCAUCUCCCACCGGAGGAAGUCCUUGUCCAAGAUUUCAAUUGCGCCCUGCAAGAGAACAUUCUUCUUCAGGGUCACAUGUACUUGUUUGUCCACCAUAUCUGCUUCUACUCCAACAUAUUUGGAUUUGAGACAAAGAAAACCAUCCCUUUUAAUGAAGUCACAUUUGUACGGAAAGCAAAAACAGCAGCUAUCUUCCCUAAUGCCAUAGAAAUUGUUGCUGGGGAGAAGAAGCACUUUUUUGCAUCGUUCUUCUUCCGUGACGAAGCUUACCGGCUCAUUGUAGAUGGAUGGUCACAACAUAAUACUGGUGCUAAUUCUGUCAUAGAUCGUCAGGAGUCAAAGCCUGAUACAAGCAGCCAAGACAAUGGUCUUGUUUUAUUUGAAAUAUUCAAGAGCUUCAGGCGUCCGAUUAAUGACAUCUGUUCUGUGGACAGGGUCGGUGAUGCUUAUGUUUCAGAAGAAAGUAAAUGUUCAGAAGAAUGUAAACGUUCAGAAGAAAGUAAACGUUCAUCCAACAGUGAAGAUGACUUAGGUGUAUCAAUAAAGCUUUCAGAAUUACAUGAGAAUGGAGCAGAAAAUGCUGAGUGUUCAUCUCAUGGAGAGUCUCUGAUUUGGAAGGUGGAGGAUGUUGAUGCCCCAAAGAUACCUGAAUACUAUACAAUCGUUGCUGAGUCGAAGUUUCCGGUUCAGGUAGAGGAGUUCUUCAAUCUCUUUUUCUCAGAUGAAGCCAUCAACUUUGUUGAAACGUUUCAUAAUAGAUGCAGAGACAAAGAUUAUCGUUGCACUCCAUGGAAUGAGCAUGAGCAGUAUGGACAUUCCCGUGAUGUGUCAUUCCAGCAUCCUAUCAAACUAUAUUUUGGUGCAAGAUUUGGUCAGUGUCGGGAGGUACAGAAAUUUCGAGUCUACAGAAAUGGCCAUUUAAUUAUUGAGACAUCACAAGAAGUUAAUGACGUGCCAUAUGGGGACUACUUCCGUGUAGAGGGGCUUUGGGAUGUCGAGGAAGAUGACAAUGGAAGUGGCUCUUGUAUUCUACGAGUGUAUGUAAAUGUGGCAUUUUCAAAGAAAACCAUGUGGAAAGGGAAAAUAGAGCAAUCGACAGUGGACGAGUGCCGGGAAGCCUAUGCAGUUUGGAUCAGCAUCGCAUAUGAAUUACUGAAGAAGAAGCAGACCAUUGCAAUAUCUGAAGGGGCUGCAAGUGAUGCUGCCAAUGCAGUGCAAAAUAAUGAUGAUGGGCUGGAAAGUUCCACAACACUUGAGAGACCUUCAGCAAGUACAAGAGCUCUUCCACAUAGAGCAUCUGAUACUGAGGAUGUUAUCCCACAGACUGAAAAUCCUGUUAAAGGAGGCCUGAGCGAUUUCACCUCAAUGGUAUCUUUAUUCAGAGAAUCAUGGGCAUCCUUUUGUUUGUAUCUGAAAAAUCAAAGCCACUUCCCCGUAAUGGUAGUGAUCGCAUUUGUUUCCAUCUUCAUCCUAAUGCAGCUGAGCAUCAUUGUUCUACUGACAAGAACCCCAGAAGUCCACUUAAUUUCUCAAGAGAAUAUCAUGGGCAGUCUAGCUCCCGACAGGACAGAGACUGUAGCAUGGUUGGAGAGACGUGUUCACCACCUCAAGGACGAAAUGUUGAUGGUUGAAACUCGGCUGGAAAAUAUGCGCCAUGAAUACAUAUUGUUAAAGACGUAUCUACAGAGCCUUGAAAAUUUCAAGCCAAAAUCAUGACUGGCAUAAAAACCUUUCAUGACAAGAACAUGUAACCUCAGAUAUUGCAGUGCGGUGAUACGAGUGAUUCUUUUGCGGAAAUUGGCAAGAAUGAGGCCCGCCGUAGUCAAAAUUUCCAUGAGUGCCCUGAUUUUACAAGAAUACAAAAUAGCAAGAAUAUAGAAUGUUGGUGUAUGUGUUUUCCUGGAGGAUCUGAUUUUCCAGCCCUUACGAAGAGGGAACUACGGGGUUGCAAAAUAAAAUAAAAUUAUAUGGUUGCCUUCUUUCCCACCAUUUGUUCAAGUGACACGUAUAUAUACAUAAUGCAACAGUUGAUCAGGUGACCCAUGACAAAAAUGGGGCAGAGAUAAAAAUAUAAAGCAUCGGACUGCUCAUCUGAUUGGUAUGAUUUUCAACCUGUUGAAUGUGGUUCAAUGCAAUUUAUUUUUCUUGAAA
This is a messenger RNA of Magnolia sinica, 2562 nucleotides long. Its product is annotated as protein VASCULAR ASSOCIATED DEATH 1, chloroplastic-like. The transcript has 19 exons. NCBI's taxonomy places the organism in Eukaryota, Viridiplantae, Streptophyta, Magnoliopsida, Magnoliales, Magnoliaceae. Gene Ontology annotation, biological process: negative regulation of programmed cell death. Bases 76 to 2127 code for a protein of 683 amino acids. The record is from RefSeq and is a predicted model, not a curated record.